GGCGGCUACAAACCAUCUCAUCAUCGCCUGGCUCUUUCUCGAUCUCAAGAUGCUCAACCUCCCAAAAUCUUCGCUCUCUCUCGCUCAGCGUGUGUAAUUCUCUUCGUGCCCCUUAUUUACUCUUUGCCUCUUCUCCAUAAAAUUUCUCGGAAAAUUUGGUCUUUUUGAUGUGCUGCAUCAUACUCUCACAUUCUCCACUAAUUUUCUCAGAAACCCAGUUCGCAAACUCAAAUCUCCCAAUAAAACAAAUUUAUAAACCAUCCGAAAAUGUGGAGAAGUUUAUCCAGACAAACCCAUUUGAAAAAGUUAAAAUUUUCGUCCGAACCCCCUUCUUUUUUACCUCCUUAUAGCUCCGCAAUACUUCCUCAAGAUUCAAGGUUUUCCGAGAAAACUGGGACCCAAAGCCAUGUUGGUUUUUCUUACCCUGUAGUGGGUUUUCGAAGAAUCGGUGUAUUAUUUUCUGGGAAAGAUGAAAUGGGUAGGCUUGCGUCUCUGAGUAAUCCUUCUAGUCUUUUUGGGUUCUGUAAUUAUCCGAAGGGUUAUGCGAGUAUUGCCGAGGCCAUUGCUUCGACUGAAGAAGAAGAUAGUGACGAAAUACAGGAAUUGGUAGAGCAGAUGAACAAAGAAAGCAAGGUGAAGUCCAAUUUCCAGCAAGCCAAUCAGCCUAAAUUGGUGAAUGGAAUUGGGCAGGGAAAGUACUAUGCGCUUCGGAGGCGGCAGGUUAAGAUGGAGACAGAGGCAUGGGAAGAGGCAGCCAAGGAGUACCAGGAGCUUCUGGUGGACAUGUGUGAGCAAAAGCUUGCACCCAAUUUGCCUUACAUGAAGUCUUUGUUCCUCGGAUGGUUCGAGCCUAUACGGGAUGCCAUUGUGGCAGAGCAGAACUUGUGCAAGGAAGGGAAGAACCGGGCUGCAUAUGCCCCGUAUUUUGAUCAGUUGCCAGCUGAUAUGAUGACUGUUAUUACAAUGCACAAGUUGAUGGGAUUAUUGAUGAGUGGUGGUGGACAAGGCGGUGCCAGGGUGGUUCCAGCUGCUUGCCAGAUUGGUGAAGCCAUUGAGCAGGAGGUUAGGAUACACAGGUUUUUGGAGAAGACAAAUAAAAAGAAUGCAUCAAUUAUCAUUUCUGAAGAAGGAUCUGAAUCAUCUGAUCCUGUAGCUAAAGCGAAACAGAAACUUGAAGAGCAACAGAAACUAAGGAAAAAAGUUAACAUUUUGAUGAAAAAGAAAAAAAUGCAGCAAGUAAGAGGGAUAGUGAAAGAACAGGAUGAUUCAAAGCCCUGGGGCCAGGAUGCUCAAGUCAAGGUUGGUUGCCGUUUGAUUCAGUUAAUGAUGGAAAAAGCUUAUAUACAACCUCCAGUUGAUCAAAUAGGAGAUGGUCCACCUGAUAUACGCCCUGCAUUUAUACACACUCUUAAAACUGUCGCCAAGGAAUCAAAGAAUUUCAGCAGGAGAUAUGGGGUUAUUGAAUGUGACCCUCUAGUUCGAAAAGGAAUGGAAAGAACUGCUAGACACAUGGUGAUUCCAUACAUGCCAAUGUUGGUGCCUCCACUAAACUGGACAGGGUAUGAUAGAGGAGCACAUUUGUUCUUGCCAUCCUAUGUGAUGCGCACGCAUGGAGCAAGACAACAACGUGAUGCAGUUAAAAGGACUCCAAAGAGACAAUUAGAACCUGUUUUUAAGGCCCUUGAUACACUUGGCAGUACCAAAUGGAGGGUUAAUAAAAGGGUACUUGGUAUCAUAGACAGAAUAUGGGCUAGUGGAGGUGGUCUUGCAGACUUAGUUGAGCGUGAAGAUGUUCCUUAUCCAGAGGAACCAGACACAGAAGAUGAAGCAGAAAUCAGGAAAUGGAAAUGGAAAGUUAGAGCUGUGAAGAAAGAGAACAUUGAGAGGCAUUCACAUCGGUGUGGCACAGAACUCAAACUUGCUGUUGCGCGAAAAAUGAAGGAUGAGGAUGGCUUCUACUACCCACACAACCUUGAUUUCCGUGGCCGUGCAUACCCCAUGCAUCCAUAUCUGAACCAUCUUGGAUCUGAUCUGUGCCGAGGUGCCCUGGAAUUUGCUGAGGGGCGCCCUCUUGGCAAGUCAGGCUUACGAUGGCUGAAGAUACAUUUGGCAAAUCUAUAUGGCGGUGGAGUGGACAAGUUUUCCUAUGAGGGUCGAAUAGCGUUUACUGAGAAUCACCUGGAUGAUAUCUUUGAUUCUGCAGACAGGCCUCUUGAAGGAACGCGCUGGUGGUUGGGUGCAGAGGAUCCUUUCCAGUGCUUAGCGACAUGUAUUAAUUUGGCUGAGGCAUUGAGAAGCUCCUCUCCGGAGACUACUAUUUCACAUAUGCCUGUGCAUCAGGAUGGUUCAUGCAAUGGCUUACAACACUAUGCUGCCCUUGGAAGGGACAAGUUAGGAGCAGCUGCAGUCAAUCUUGUUGCAGGAGAGAAGCCUGCAGAUGUCUAUUCAGGAAUUGCUGCUAGAGUUCUUGAUAUCAUGCGGAGAGAUGCAGAGAAAGAUCCUGCAACUGAUCCUAAUGUAUUACGUGCCAGGCUAUUAAUCAAUCAGGUGGACAGGAAAUUGGUUAAGCAAACAGUGAUGACAUCAGUAUACGGUGUCACUUAUGUUGGUGCCCGUGACCAAAUCAGCAAGAGGCUCAAGGAACGUUGUGCUAUUGAUGAUAGUCAGCUGUUUGGCGCAUCUUGUUAUACAGCAAAAAUCACCUUGACUGCCUUGGGAGAAAUGUUUGAAUCUGCACGAAGUAUCAUGGGUUGGCUUGGUGACUGUGCAAAGGUUAUAGCUACGGAGAAUCAAUCAGUAAGGUGGACUACUCCCCUUGGACUUCCUGUUGUACAACCGUACCACAAAUUAGGAAGGCAUAUUAUCAAGACAUCUCUUCAGGUGUUGACACUACAACGAGAAACUGAUAAGGUCUUGGUUAAGCGGCAGAAAUCAGCAUUUCCUCCAAAUUUUGUUCACUCACUUGAUGGUUCCCACAUGAUGAUGACUGCUAUCGCCUGUAAAGAAGCAGGCUUAAAUUUUGCAGGAGUCCAUGAUUCAUACUGGACACAUGCAUGUGAUGUUGACAAAAUGAAUGGGAUACUCCGAGAAAAGUUUGUCGAACUCUAUGAGGCACCCAUUCUUGAGAAUUUGUUAGAGAGCUUUCAGAAGUCCUUCCCUACAUUGAAGUUCCCUCCCUUACCAGAGCGAGGGGACUUUGAUUUAAAAGAGGUGGUGGAGUCUACCUACUUCUUCAAUUAACUUGAGAAGAUGCUUCAUUUUAGCAGUUGUGUUGCAUCUCCGCCUCCGUCAUUCAAUGACCAAGUGAAUGCAAUAUUUGUAUUCUUUGAUUCAAUGGCAAUAUAAAUGGCAAAUCCUCCAUCGCUAUAUAUAUUAGUAAAGGUGAAAGAGAGAAGGGAAUCCAACUUAGAAAGUUGCUGCCCUCCAUUUUGUACAUAAGUAGAAAUAUGUGUUCAACGGUUCAACCAUUAGAUACUGGUUAUUCCCUUUCAAAUCUGCAUAUUGCGGACUCAGUUCCAUGCUCUGGGCUAUAUUCUAGUCGAUAGGGUUUGAGAUGAUAGGGGUGGCCCUCGUUUGGUGCAACGCCCUUGCAGCAGGAAAAGACAGUUGUAAUGCACAAGAUGUGGCAGCAGCCGGAACAGUAAAUAGAGGAAAAUGAAGUUUCAGCAGCUAGUCAAUUGAUUGAAGCACUGCAGCCAUUGUGGACUUGUUCAAGAAAACUGCAGAGAGAGAGAGAGAGAUAGCAAAGUAGAUGUUGGCUUGUGUUCUUGUAAUACUUCAUUUUUACCUUUGUACCAUUUGUUUAGCGGGACGUGGACAUUUUGUUUAGGGAUUUGUUGAGGCUUUUCUAUUUCCUACUACAAUAUUUGUUUGGAUGUCCUGAAUUAAUAAAAUAAAAUUUUAUAGUGA
This is a messenger RNA of Cornus florida, 3909 nucleotides long. RefSeq names its product DNA-directed RNA polymerase 1B, mitochondrial-like. Gene Ontology annotation, cellular component: mitochondrial DNA-directed RNA polymerase complex. Gene Ontology annotation, molecular function: DNA binding; DNA-directed RNA polymerase activity. Lineage: Eukaryota; Viridiplantae; Streptophyta; Magnoliopsida; Cornales; Cornaceae. The coding region runs from base 268 to 3240 and encodes 990 amino acids. Gene Ontology annotation, biological process: mitochondrial transcription. The transcript has 19 exons. The record is from RefSeq and is a predicted model, not a curated record.